This is a messenger RNA of Parascedosporium putredinis, 1152 nucleotides long. NCBI's taxonomy places the organism in Eukaryota, Fungi, Ascomycota, Sordariomycetes, Microascales, Microascaceae. The record is from the annotation of a GenBank genome assembly.
AUGCCUGCCUUCAAAUUAGAAGAGUGCGCUCGGCCUAACAUCUUAGCACUCGUCCCCUAUCGGUGCGCCCGAGACGACUACAAGGAUGACGGCACCAAUAUUCUCCUCGACGCGAACGAGAACGCUUAUGGCCCUGCGGUAGCCCCUCUCGCCUCCAAGGUCGACUCCGACCUGCUCACUGCGAGGGACUUUCUCGGCCUCCACCGGUAUCCCGAUCCCCACCAGGAAACCCUCAAGGAGAAGCUCUGCGCCCUCCGCAACACACACACCCAUACACAGAAGACGCUCAAGCCCGAAAACCUAUUCGUAGGCGUUGGCAGCGACGAAGCCAUCGAUGCCGUCCUGCGCGCCUUCUGCGUUCCCGGAAAGGACAGGAUCCUUACAUGCCCUCCCACCUACGGCAUGUACUCGGUAUCAGCCCAGGUGAAUGACGUCUCUAUAAUCAAGGUGCCGCUGCUUCCGGCUCCUGAAUUCGGCAUCGAUGUCCCAGCUGUCACUCAGGCACUCUCCAACGAACCCAAUAUCAAGGUCGUGUACUUUUGCUCCCCAGGCAACCCCACUGGCGGCGCCCUGGCCAAGGACGACGUCAGGCAGGUGCUUGAGCACCCCACCUGGAACGGCAUCGUGGUGGUGGAUGAGGCCUACAUCGACUUUGCCCCCGACGGCACCUCCCUCGCCGAAUGGGUUCUGGAAUGGCCCAACCUACUCGUCAUGCAGACCCUUUCCAAGGCUUUUGGCAUGGCGGGCAUCCGUCUGGGUGCCGCAUUUGGCGCCCCACCCGUCAUCGGCCUCCUCAACAACCUCAAAGCCCCUACAACAUCUCGAGCCCGACCAGCGCCCUCGCCGCUCCUCGCUCAACGCGACCGCCUUGUUCAGGAGCUCCCCAAUAUUCCCGGCGUAGGACGGCUCCGAGGAGGCCUCGACAGCAACUUCUUACUCUACGAAAUGCUCGAUGCUGCUGGAAAACCAAACAACGACGUCGCCCGUGCUGUAUACGAGAAGUUGGCAGAGACUAAGGGUGUUGUCGUCAGGUUUAGGGGUACGGAACACGGAUGCUUAGGGUGCCUGAGGGUAACGGUGGGUACGGAGCACGAGGUCACGAGGUUGCUGUCAGCGCUGCAGACUGCGCUCGAGGAGGUGAGGGGCGCCUAA